Molecule: messenger RNA, 161 nt
Organism: Racocetra fulgida
Lineage: Eukaryota; Fungi; Glomeromycota; Glomeromycetes; Diversisporales; Gigasporaceae
Source: the annotation of a GenBank genome assembly
UAAGUGAAUCUUUUGAUGAAUGUAGUGAUGGUGAUAAUGAGAAGAGUUCUGUUGCUGGUCCUAGCAAAUCUCAUCAAGAACAUAAGAGUGAUGAAAAUAGUAACAAUGCACAAAGUGAACAAAGCGAACAAAGCGAUCAAGAUAAUUAUGAAAUUAAUGAA